Sardina pilchardus (European sardine) is the source of this 2730-nucleotide messenger RNA. It is a transcript of the gene reep3a, whose product is annotated as receptor accessory protein 3a. Gene Ontology annotation, molecular function: microtubule binding. The record is from RefSeq and is a predicted model, not a curated record. The transcript has 8 exons. Gene Ontology annotation, cellular component: endoplasmic reticulum membrane; cytoplasmic microtubule. NCBI's taxonomy places the organism in Eukaryota, Metazoa, Chordata, Actinopteri, Clupeiformes, Clupeidae. Bases 381 to 1163 code for a protein of 260 amino acids.
GUGUGUUGAUAGAGGAUGUUGGUCUAACAUGGAGAAUCAGCUAGCCAACUAGCUAGCAGACUAGUAGCUUAGGAUCUGCGACUGUCAGUUCCAUUGUGAAGUAACGUUAGACGAUGUUUAUAACACAGUUGUCGUCGAUGGAAAAAUAGGCAUCCUUUAGUUUUAUUUCUGUUCUACGGACUGCCAUAUCGUUGUUUAAUAGACUCAAUAACGUGAUUCUUCUCGUUAGGUAUCGGGUCGUUCUUUUUGGGACUAAACGUAUUUAGGUAACAUUAGAUAGAUAAAUAGCCAGGUUCACGUUAGAUUUCCGUAGUUACGUGGACAUCAACAACAAGCAUCAAGCAUCUGAGAGACAGUUUUAACUUCACAAGUUUGGAAGGAUGGUAUCAUGGAUAAUAUCGCGAGCGGUUGUGCUUGGGUUUGGAACCCUCUAUCCCGCGUAUUACUCCUACAAAGCUGUCCGGACCAAGAAUGUCAAAGAAUAUGUACGCUGGAUGAUGUACUGGAUCGUCUAUGCUCUCUACACUGUCGUUGAAACCAUCACAGACACCUCCUUAUCAUGGUUUCCUCUGUAUUACGAGCUGAAGGUGGCCUUCGUGAUCUGGCUGUUGUCUCCAUACACCAGAGGGGCCAGCCUCAUUUACAGGAAGUUCCUGCAUCCUCUUCUGGCUUCCAAGGAAAGAGAGAUUGAUGAUUACAUCGUUCAGGCCAAAGAGCGCAGCUACGAGACCAUGGUGAGCUUUGGCAGGCAAGGCCUUAGCAUCGCUGCCACCGCUGCUGUCUCCGCAGCUGUCAAGGGACAGGGUGCCAUCAGCGAGCGCCUGAGGAGCUUCAGCAUGCAUGACCUAUCGCAGAUCCCUGCUGACGACACGUCCAGUCAGUACCCUUCAAUAAGUAACCCCGCCCGUCGAGCCAUUCAUGGGUCCGGCCAAGGCGCGGACAGCACCGACUACUACCCCUACAGGCCAGAGGAGGGCCAGGGGGACGAUGGAGAUGGAGUCUUCUCCGAGGAUGAGGCGUCUGUACAACGUGGCCUCAGAAGAUCCCAGAGCGUCAAGAUGACUCGCGCCAAAGCUGCACGCAAAGAGCCACGCUACGGCUCUCUAAAAAUCAAGACCAGGAGGAGGGCGGCGAUCAACGCGGGCACCUAUGAGAUGCCUUGACCUCUGACCCCGCUGGCUCCACCUCCAGGCCUGUAAACUAGCUCCAAAAGCGCUUCUGGACCAAGACAUCGGUGUGUGUGUGUGGGGGUGACCCCUUCAGCAAUGCACAGCACAGCACAGCACAGCAUAGCACAGCACAGCCACACUGCACAUGCGUGAGGCUGCACCCUGCCUGUGCCUGCACCACUCAUUCCAAAGGACUCUGACCAUGGGGGUCUCGCAAGACACUCAGACUAAACUUAAAGUGGGGAACACACAACUCACUGUUGUAGUUAGUGCAAGGGUUCCACUGCAGCAACUGACUUAACUUUAACACCUCUCUAAAAAGGGGACUUAAGUGUUAUGUGUGUCUCUGUGUGUGUGCGCGCAUGCACGCAAUUUCCUUCUGCUCACUAUGUUUACAGUAUAUUGUAAUUGUUUUUAAUGCUACAAUGGCCGGUUUCAUAUGUAAACAAUGCUGCCUUACUUUCUUAUAACUCACAUGUUAAACACUACAUUUUUUAUAAGUUGCAUUUCACUGCGAUGAUAUAUUGUUUCCUCAUAUUAAGCCUGCUAAAGAAUGUUUGUUUUUGAAUGUCAGUUAGCCUUAACCUUUGACAGUUGACCUCCUUGACAAAAACACUAAGAACUGAGCAGUCCAACCAAAAGUGUCCCUUUACUUUCACAGUGCAUAGAAGACAGUAAGCUAAGCGACGAGUGUUGUGCGGAAGCACAUUACUUUUACUGUAUUUGCUCUAGGCCAUAGGUUGACUGUUAAGAAGAAUGUCUUGUGAUGUUGUUUUGCACAUACUGUACGUUAAGAACACAGACCCGAUGCCUACUGUAGAUCUAUGCAAUAGAGUCUUGGUUGCAUUUUUCACUACGCCACAUACGGUGCAGGUUGAUAUAUGAAUGUUUGACCACAUUUGCGGUCAGAUGCUGUACAGCACUGCAUCAUGUGUCCGAAAAUGCUCUCUUACACUGCAGGUCUGUGUUCAACGUCCCCUGUUGUUGUGGUUGUUGUUGUGUGUCCUGUAUGUGUUGUUUCCGAGAAAGGACAGAAGGAAUGUCAAGCAGUCACGAUCCUCAUAGACGUGUUUUCUACAGUGGGGGCCAAGUUGAACCAACGGAGACUCAGUAACUAGUUCUCCUUGGCUCCUGUUUACUAUGGGCCUCCUAUUUAGUGUCACGGUGGUGUGACCGCUAUUUCUCUUUUAUCAUGAAUAUUACCUAAUAUUAUUAGUAAUCUUAAACCAAACUGGAAAAAAAAAUGAAAAAAGAAAUCUCCAUUCAUCGGUUAUUUUGUUUUAAAAGAAAAAACUUCCUUUUUUAAAACAGGUAAUGUUUGAUAUAUAUAUUGAAGAUAUACAUUUUUUGGUCCUGUCUUAAUGUCUUUUAAAAUGUAGUCCAUUCUGUCUGGAGGAGAACUUUGUUAUACUGAGACCAAAGCUGUAUUAAAGUGUGUAAGACUGAAGUGUGUAAGAGGGGAAAAAGAUGAGGACCAAGAGGCUCUGAGUUUGAAGGAGAGAAGUUGGACUGAGUGUUGCUUUUUGUAGUGCUGAUAAUAAACGUUGAAUGCUUUAACAUC